This is a messenger RNA of Aspergillus ibericus CBS 121593, 1047 nucleotides long. RefSeq names its product 2-hydroxyacid dehydrogenase. The transcript has a single exon. NCBI's taxonomy places the organism in Eukaryota, Fungi, Ascomycota, Eurotiomycetes, Eurotiales, Aspergillaceae. Bases 1 to 1047 code for a protein of 348 amino acids. Gene Ontology annotation, molecular function: D-lactate dehydrogenase (NAD+) activity; NAD binding. The record is from RefSeq and is a predicted model, not a curated record.
AUGGAACUCACCCUCUUCUCCGCCAAAUCCUACGACGCACACUACUUCACUCAAACCCUCCAAACCUUCAACCCCCCCCUCUGCACCAUCACCACCCACCCCUUCGCCCUCACCUCCACGACCGUCUCCCUCGCCCGCACCAGCACCGCCAUCUGCGUCUUCGUCAACGACACACUCGACGCUCCCGUCCUGCACGCCCUGCACGGCUACGGCGUCCGCGCCAUCCUCCUCCGCUGCGCCGGCUACAACAACAUCGACCUCCCGCUGGCCGAAUCCCUCGGGUUCUUCGUCGCCAAUGUCCCCAGCUAUUCCCCCGAAGCGGUCGCCGAGUUCGCCGUCGCCCUGAUCCAAACCCUGAAUCGGAAAACCCACCGCGCAUACAACCGCGUCCGGGAGGGCAAUUUCAAUCUCGAGGGGUUUCUCGGCGCCACGCUCUAUAAGAAGACGGUGGGGGUGGUUGGGCUGGGACGGAUCGGGAUGGCGUUUGCGAGGAUUAUGAAGGGUUUUGGAUGUACGCUGUUGGGGUCGGACCCGUAUGGGGGUGUCGAGUUCACGGAGUUAGGGGGCGAGUAUGUGGGGUUGGAGGAGUUGUUGGGACGGAGUGAUAUUGUGAGUUUGCAUUGUCCGUUGACGGAGGGGACGAGGCAUAUUAUCAACAAGGGGAGUUUGGGAAAGUUGAAGAGGGGGGCGUUGGUGGUGAAUACCUCCCGGGGUGGUUUGGUGCAUACCCGGGAUGCGGUGGAGGCGUUGAAGGAGGGGCGGUUGGGGGGGUUGGCGUUGGAUGUGUAUGAGGAGGAAGGGGAUCUGUUUUAUAAUGAUCAUUCGGCGGAGAUUAUUCAUGAUGAUACGUUGAUGCGGUUGAUGACGUUUCCGAAUGUGUUGGUGUGUGGGCAUCAGGCGUUUUUUACACGGGAGGCGUUGAGUGAGAUUGCCCAGGUGACGUUGGGGAAUUUGGAGGAUUUUGUGAAAAAGAGGUCGUGUCGGAAUUCGUUGGUGAGGGAGGGGCAUUUGUUGGUCGAGGGGGAUAAGGAGCCGGUGAGGUUGUAG